This is a messenger RNA of Ciona intestinalis (vase tunicate), 3836 nucleotides long. The record is from RefSeq and is a predicted model, not a curated record. Lineage: Eukaryota; Metazoa; Chordata; Ascidiacea; Phlebobranchia; Cionidae.
CAGUAUAUUUUGAUAUUAUGUGCUUAAAGUGUCCCAUCAUCCCCCAACCCACUAUAUAUAAGUCAUAGUCAUAGUUACGCACGCUUGUGACGGCGUGUUGUUUUCGUACAGGAAAAGUUGUGACGCGCAAGUGUUUAAUGUGUAACAGCUUAUAUGUGUAUCUAUAACAAAAACAAUCAUAUCGUGCUGUGAUGCCGCAGUUCAUAGUUUGAUGGCUGUAUAAGUAUAGGGUUCCAUGAAAUAUUUUCGCGAACUGCAUAAGAUAGGGAAAGGAUGUGGUUAGCGAUAGCGUUCUGCAAGUUAUAGCAGGCCAUUCCAGGGUAUUGUCAUUUUUAUUCUCUUCCUAAUAAGGGAAGUUUCAUUUUACGCGUAAGCAUAUUGACGCAUGCACGCCGCCAACUCUAUUUUAAUAAACAUUCCCCCGACCCCAUGCCUGUAUGACCAGCUUUGUUAUUUCGUUUCCAGCUAAGUCUCAAAACGUGAUGGGACACUUGCGUACGGGCCGAUAUUUUUAGUCGCGGCUGCUGUCGAAUUAUCUUAGAAAUUAAAUUUGUUGUCAAAUUAAUUUCAAGGCAGAUCGCGGCAACCAGCGUGUAAUGGAAGCGUAAUUGAAUUAUUACAUAGUUGUUUUUUUGUUCCGUACAGGCCCGACAAGUUAAAUAAUUUAUUGCAGAUCGCUUACAGGAACAAAAACGGUAUUUUUUCUGAGUCAGUUGUACGCAGCAGUUGGCGCGUGUGUAGGCGGAAGUGGUGCUUUGCAAUACAUUAAACCUUUUUUGUCAUAUUUUUUUUUAAAACUUGUACUUAAGCGAAGUGCAAAACGUUGGAGCGAAUGUGUGGCAAGUUUUAUUUAUGCGAACUUCGUAGAUACGUAUACAGAAUAUAAGGCGAUGUUAGAACUAGUAUUGAUAUAUGUAAGUUUUGUUGUUCUGGGUCAUUGCAACGUCCAACCGAACAAAACAAUGGAUUACAACGGCACAACAGUUCUAUUUUUUCUACAAGAAAAGAGUUUUUCGGAAGCCAACCAACUUUGUCAAAUUCACCACAACGCCUCACUGGUGUUUGUCAAAAACGAGCAAAUUCAGAUGGCGAUUUCAAACGAGUUAAAUAAUUUCACAUAUGAAAACCCAUCCUUCCGGCUAAAGCCGUACCACACUCUGUUCUGGGUAGGGGCCAAGGCCAUUGCGUCGCGGCCCAGUUGUUGGCAUUGGUUGGAUGGUAGUACUCUUUCAAAUGGGAAGCGCUAUGGACAGCGGCAUCGGCAAUACCACAACUGGUUUUUGCACGAACCAAGUUAUGGCAAGAUUAACACCGAGUAUUGCCUUGGAUUAACCGCAAAUAAUAGAAAUCUUUCCGGGCGACAAUUUCCAGAAAAACGGGGUGGAUGGGUAGAUGACGAAUGUACUAAGAAAAAAUACUUUAUUUGCCGAACAGGCCAGCAGAUUCCAAGCAACGUACAAAAUGACGAGUGUGUUUGUGAAUACGGAUACUACCAUGAUGGAUCAACCUGCGCAGUUGAUCCUUGCUUUGGCAUGCAAUGUGGUGUAAAUUCUGACUGUGUGCGGUUUGAAGGCUGCGUUUGCCAACGAGGCUUUGAAACAGAACCUUUGACACAGCAGUGUGUAGAUAUUGAUGAAUGUCUUCCCAAAAGGCUUGACUGCCCAUCAUACACAGUUUGUGUUAACACUGCUGGAAGCUUUAGUUGCGAAUGUACUACUGGAUUUCAGCGUUUUGGUUCUCAUUGCUCGGACAUUGAUGAGUGCAGUACUAACAACUCAUGCUCUGAAAACUCUGAUUGCACAAACACAAAUGGAAGUUACAAUUGCCAGUGUCAUAGAGGAUAUUCUGGUAAUGGAAAAACAUGUGCAGACAUUAAUGAGUGUGAAAAUGGUGAAGAUAUUUGUCAUCAAAAUGCUGACUGCAUAAACACCAAUGGCAGUUUUAGUUGCGAAUGCAAAACUGGCUACAGUGGCAAUGGGUCCAUAUGUUAUGAUUUAGAUGAGUGUGCAGCCAUGACAAAUGCAUGUCAAUCAAACGAGAUUUGUAACAACACUGAGGGAAGCUAUACGUGUCAUUGUGUUCAAGGUUUCGAAAGGAGUGGAAAUCAAUGUAUUGAUAUUAACGAAUGUGAAGGAACAACAGUUUGUCCUCAUUUUGCAACAUGUCAUAACACCGUGGGUGGAUUUCAUUGCAACUGCAGCAUCACCCAUUAUAUGGAUGGUGACAACCAAUGUAUUGAAAAGAGCUUAGCUUGUAGUAAUGACUCACAAUGUGCGGGAAAUGCUACCUGUAUGGAUUCUUCUAGUGGAAAGUUUUGUGAGUGCAACCAUGGAUAUGAUGGCUUUCCUGUUUACAAAUGCAUUGAUUUCUGUGAGCCCGGAAAUGUUGAAGGAUUUAAUUUUCCAAGAACAAGAGUUGACACGACUGCUUUCUCCACACAACUUUGUCCGAAAGGAUUUCCAAUGGCAUCAGCCGUAUGUAAUGUAAAAGCAACUGAAACCGAUAUUGUGUCACUAUUUUCCAUCAAAGUACAAAUCCCAUGCAAUACAACUCUAGCAUCAUCUAUAAUUCUGACAAAUAACAUAACAAGCCAGCAAUUGGAGUCCCACACUGCUGUCGUACAACUUCUGGCUUCUAAUUCAUCAAAUUUAAGUAACAAAGACACAAACUUAAUCGUUGACUAUCUUUCCACUAUACAAGAAUCAGCAGAAAGCAAUCAACUUAAGAUAAAAACUGAGGCAUUUAAGUCUGUAGUCUCAAUCUCAGUGUCUGUAGCAGAAGGCUUAGGAACAAAUAUUACCCCAAAAAACGAAGCAAUAAAUUUGAAACAAAGGGUUGCGAAAGCUUUUUCGUCUAUGACGCAAACUGUAAUCUUGGAAAACGAAGUUUUGGGUUUGGAAAAUGAUGUUUUAUCUUUAAUGGUUUCCGACCAACUCUCCAAUCUUUCUAUCUCGUUUUCGCCGGAAAUUAUUGGCAGUGUUGCCAGACCUGUAAAAAUAGUGUUGCCAGCUGCUGCAUUGAAGUCUGUAGUUAAAAAAAAGGUGAAGCGCAGCACUGGAGUGGGAAGUGUGAGGUCUUCCUUUGUAUGGUAUCGGAAAAACUUGCUUUUUGAUUCACCAGAAAAUGCUACUUCUAUCGUAUCAGCGGACCUUGGUUUAAACAUUUCAAUUAACAAUCUGCCGGAACCUGUUGUCAUCGAACAUGAUGGUGUGUUUGCCAAACAUGGACUUUCUCCAGCAAAUAAGCAAUCUCUGACAGUGAAUAAAACACAAUUAUCUUGUGUGUAUUGGGACUUUGAUACAGGAGGUUGGGAAACUGCUGGUUGUUGGUUGAAUUACACAUCGGAUAAACCAGUUUGCUUGUGCAGCCAUCUCACAAAUUUUGCUUUAUUAGUGACCACUAUACAAGUACCUUCUGGGACAGCAUUAUCCGUUGUGAGUGACAUUGGAUGUGUAAUAUCUAUAGUUGGUUUAUUUUUAACAAUCAUAGCACACUUGUUACAUCGUGAUACCCGCAACAGGCGUCCAGCUAAGAUUCUACUGAACAUCUGCAGUAACUUGCUUAUUGCUUACUUCAUAUUUGUGGUGGGCGUGUCGCAAACAUCAAAUCGAACCGGGUGCAAAGUAGUUGCUGUGUUGCUGCAUUACUUCUUUCUAACCACGUGGUGCUGGAUGUCUGUAUACAGCUAUGACAUGUACAUGUCACUUGUUAAGGUGUUUCAUAAAAGUCAGCAUCAGUUUUUACAACGGACAUCACUUUUUGCAUACGUGGUACCGUUUGUUAUUGUUGUAAUAUCUGCCAGUGUUACUAUGGGAUACUUAGACCUUCAAAAUGAG